UCCGUUGAAGACGUUCUUCUGUCUAAAAAUAGUUUUGUUGACAUUUCUCACUUAAUUUUUUUCUUUAGUUUUUUCAAUUGAAAGGUGAAAGUAAUUGAUAAAAGGUCAAAAAAAUGACAACUGACUAUGAAAAUAAUGAAGAAAUCAAAAUAUUUCGCGAAUAUUUGAGAAUUCCUUCGGUUCAUCCCAACAUCGAUUAUGAGCCAUGUUUGAAGUUUAUCAAAGCACAAGCUGACUCACUAGACUUAUCUUACAACGUUUAUCGUGUCGUAAAUCCCAAGAAGCCAGUUGUUAUUUUGACAUGGAAAGGUUCCGAUUCCAAAUUGCCGGCAAUUUUGCUCAAUUCUCACAUGGAUGUUGUGCCUGUGUUUGAAGAAUAUUGGACUCAUCCGCCAUUCGCUGCGGAAAUGGAUAAAGAUGGAAAAAUCUUCGCCAGGGGAUCGCAAGACAUGAAAUGUUGUGGAACGCAGUAUCUGGGAGCGAUAAGGGCUUUGAAGAAGGCUGGAUUUGUUCCGAAACGAACAAUUCAUGUCUCGUUCGUGCCUGAAGAGGAAAUCGGAGGCGUUGAAGGAAUGCAAGAAUUUGUUUUGACAGAUGAAUUUAAAGCACUGAAUGUCGGAUUUGCAUUAGAUGAGGCGAUUGCUUCGGAAGAUGAGGUUUUUCAUCUUUUUUAUGCUGAAAGGAGUAUUUGGCAUGUUCAAUUCCGCAUCAACGGCACUCCCGGACAUGGCUUAGUAUUGCUUCCGGAAACUGCUGGAGAAAAGGCUACUCGAUUAAUGUCCAAAAUUAUGGCUUUUCGUGAGACACAAGUCAAAAAAAUGAAGGAAGAAAACCUUUUGAUCGGUCAAGUAACAACAGUGAACUUGACAAAAAUGUCUGGAGGCGUCCAAACUAACGUCGUUCCCCCACAAUUGACGGUAACUUUUGACAUGCGCUUGGCUUUAGAUGUCGACCAUGCUCAAUUCGAGGCUCAGCUGAAGCAAUGGUGCGAGGAAUCUGGCGGCGGAAUCGAAAUUUUCUUCGAAAUCAAGAAUCCGUAUGUACCGCCGACGAAAAUGGAGGACUCUGAUCCUUACUGGAAGACCUUCAAAGGGACUUUGGAUGAACUUGGCUUAAAAAUUCGUCCUUCCAUUUUACCUGGAGCGACUGAUAAUCGAUUUUUGCGUCGAGUUGGCAUCACCGCAUUCGGAUUCAUGCCAAUUAACAACCAUCCGUUACUCUUGCAUGACCACGAUGAGUUCUUAAAAGCCGAAACUUACCUCAAAGGCAUCGAAUAUUACACAAAAAUCAUCGAAAAUCUCUCGUCGUUGGCAUGAAAAAAAUUUAAUUUUAAUUUUAAAACAUUUAUUUUCGAAUAAAUAAUAUUUUUUGCAACGGAA
This is a messenger RNA of Culicoides brevitarsis, 1379 nucleotides long. Its product is annotated as aminoacylase-1-like. Lineage: Eukaryota; Metazoa; Arthropoda; Insecta; Diptera; Ceratopogonidae. Gene Ontology annotation, cellular component: cytoplasm. Gene Ontology annotation, biological process: amino acid metabolic process. Gene Ontology annotation, molecular function: aminoacylase activity. The record is from RefSeq and is a predicted model, not a curated record. The transcript is spliced from 6 exons. Bases 114 to 1316 code for a protein of 400 amino acids.